AUGUCAGAAAAGAAGCCUCGGAGCUCAGACACUCGUCCCAAAAGUGGCCUCCGCAGCUGGAGUGCAGACAGCUACAUCUUCCGGGGAAAGAAACGUUCCCGUAGCUCUCACAGUGGUUCAAGUCCUGGAGGGGUGGAUGCAGAUGGCACAGAGGAGGUGGGUAUCCGGUCAACAUCCUGCCCGAGGCGACGCAGAGAGAGAAAGUGUAGCUGCAGCACUUUGGGGGACUCCCUGACACCAGACGUCAUGUGUCGGAAGGCCUUGUCUCACCGCUCCCUUCGGCAGAAAUUCCAGGAUGCCGUGGGACAGUGUUUUCCUCUGCGCUCUCACCAUCACCACCAUCAUCAUCAUCACCACCUGAUGGGCUCCUCACGUCCCUUCUCAGUGCUCUUCUGGUCCAAACGCAAGAUUCACGUCUCGGAGCUCAUGCAGGACAAGUGUCCCUUCUCACCGAAGUCUGAACUUGCCCGCUGUUGGCACUUGAUUAAAAAUCACACCUCCCAUCCAGGUGCCAUCAAGGAUAUGGACGCUCCCCUCAGACCCAGUGUCUCUACCUCCUCUACCUCCCCACCAGUGACACCUCUCUCCUGGGAUGACAUCUGCUGCUCCCCUGGGCCUGGAAACACCAGCCUGGAUGACUGGGAUCCUUCUUGCCCUCAUAAGGGAGCAGAAGGCAGCUGUGGCCACACUGAUUACAUCCUGGUCCCAGAUCUUCUCCAGAUCAACAACAGCUCUUGCUACUGGGGUGUGCUGAACCGAUUUGAAGCAGAGGAACUCCUUGAAGGCCAACCAGAGGGCACCUUCCUCCUCAGAGACUCGGCCCAGGAUGAAUUCCUGUUUUCAGUUAGCUUUCGUCGUUAUAGCCGCUCUUUGCAUGCGCGCAUUGAGCAGAACGGCAAGCGCUUCAGCUUUGAUGUGCGUGACCCGUGCAUGUACCGGGACCCGAGCGUGACAGGACUACUGAGACAUUACAGUGAUCCAGCUACCUGCCUCUUCUUUGAACCCCUGCUGUCCCGGCCAUUACCCAGGACCUUCCCUUUCUCCCUGCAGCACCUCUGCAGGGCCGUAAUCUGCAGCUGCACCACCUACCAGGGUGUCGAGAGUCUGCCACUGCCGCCGCAACUCAGGGACUACCUCCGUCAGUACCACAUCAAGUGUGAUGGGGCCUGUGCCGUUUAA
Molecule: messenger RNA, 1179 nt
Organism: Thalassophryne amazonica
Lineage: Eukaryota; Metazoa; Chordata; Actinopteri; Batrachoidiformes; Batrachoididae
Gene: socs4
Product: suppressor of cytokine signaling 4
Exons: 1
Coding region: 1-1179 (392 amino acids)
Biological process (GO): intracellular signal transduction; phosphatidylinositol phosphate biosynthetic process
Cellular component (GO): phosphatidylinositol 3-kinase complex
Molecular function (GO): 1-phosphatidylinositol-3-kinase regulator activity
Source: RefSeq, a predicted model, not a curated record